GGUGUGUGUCGCUUUAACGGGACGGUGGGACGGGAGGGGGGACGCAGAGCUGCUGCAGCUGGUCCGGGCGGGAGCAGAACCACCCCGGCCUGCAUUCACCCAUCUGAGGGAAUCCGAGGAACCGAUCACCUUUUUCACGCCACGCCAUGAGGGAUUACACGGACACCCCGAGCAACGGAGGGGGCUGCAUGCCGUGUUGCCAAGUUUGCGUGUUCGUGUUUACCGCAUUCCUGCUCGUUGCGGAGAGGACGGCGGUGAUCUAUUGCUUUGUGUAUUACAUCUGGAUUGGCCACAACUACUGUUAUGCUUAUCUUGCUGGCUUCACGGCUCUCUUCCUGCUCCCAGGUUGGGGUCCACAGUGGCUCAGUUUUCUGUGGUAUCUCUCGGAUGGAAAAAUCCCCAGGAAAUCUCUCAGAUGGACUCACAUAUUACACCUGGGUAUCUUUAAAAGGCUGUGGGACUGUAUGCGUCUUCCGGAUGAGGACGUUUAUGGAGAAAUCAUGCAGCAGGCCGAUGUAUCUGCGUUACGUCUGUUUGAGGCCUUGGUGGUCACGCUCCCCGAAACGCUGCUCCAGACCUACGUACUCAUCUGUACCGACAUAGGAGUCCGCUCUCCUGCCUCGGUGUGUUUUGUUGUGUGUUUGCUGUCUCUGGCCUGGGCGCUGGUUCUCUACGCCAGAUCCUGCUCACUCAUCAGACCGGGACACCUGCACAUGACUCCAGCUGCCAUUCUUUGCCGACUCCUGUGGAGGGUUGGCAUGUUGGGAUCCCGGUUUGCUGUGCUCAUGCUCUUCACACGCAUCUUCAAACAGUGGGUCCUGGGAGUCAUUGGUGUGCACUGGCUGGGUGCAACUUUCUGGAUGGUGUCUCAGCAAACCGACGUCAUCCGUUCAACUAGUCGAUGGAGUAUUUUCAACCUCGUUCUGGGAGCCGUUCACGUCUUUCUCUUCCUCAACGUGAAGUACGGUCCAUCCAGAUACCGCAUGGCUGCGUUUUACCUGGUCAUGUUUUUAGAAGACGCUCUUCUUCUUCUGGCCUCCUCCUGGUUUUUUGCUAUGGUGUCCUGGGACACUGUGGGGAUCCCAGCUGCAAUCUUUUGCAGCUUCCUCAUUGGUUUGAUAGCGUUGGUGCUGUACUACCGUUUCCUGCAUCCCAAGUCGUUUGAGAUCUUCCAGAGUAUUCGCCACAGGGGGAUUGGUGGGGCUUGCAUGGAGCGAGGAUCUACACUCUCACUGGAGGAGAAAGUUGAUCCCAAUUUCCAUCACCGUACAACAUUGUCUGGAGGUGGGACCCUCAUGGACCUGCCCAUCCAAUGGGAAGGCUGGAAGCAUCACCACUGGCUGCUGAUUCGUUUGGCUCUUAAGACAGGAGACGUUUCCAGGAUCUGGUCAGCGUACGGAGAAGGCGGACUGGCCGGACUCAUGGGUCUCCCGGAAGAGGUUCACUCCCCUGAUAUGCAUCACGUACCUCGGGUUCCACCUCCUCAACCAAGAGUUCUUCAAAUCUCACACCCAGUUCCUCAACCAGCCCCUCCAGCUCCUCCACCGCAGGUCGUCCAAACUCCCCAGGUGAGUGAAGUCGUCCAGCCUCCUAAACCAGCUCACUGCAACAUUGUGGCCCGACCAGUGAGAAAAGCUCCGCCCACAACCAUCAAGGACAUGAGGUUUCCAGAGAUCAUCCCUUUCCAGGAGGUCAUUCCUGAGGAAAGCGCCGAGGAUGAAUUAAGCGCGGCUCCAUCAGAUGAUAAAGGUGAUGAGGAUUUCCAGAGUGCUGCUUACGGCUCACCGUCUCUGUCAUCUCCUCAACAUGGCGGAAGCCUUCGCCACAUCGACAGCAACGCCGCGUCUCUCACAGAAGCGUCCUCCUCUGUGGCCUCUCUGGACAUCAAGACGCCCGGCUGGUCCCCUGAGCGCCGCUCUCCCCUCCUGUUGGCCUCCCCAGAGAAGAAGGAGGGAACCCCAGCAGAAUCCAACACUACUCUGUAUUUCAGUGCAGAUGCGCCGUCGCCGUCUAGCGGCAGCUACCUGGGCUGGGGCUCAGAGCUGUCACCUAUUUCCUCCUACAGGAGACCCUAUCGGAUCAGAGAAGCCCGCUUUGUCACGUCCACCCCUCGACUGGAGGCCGCAGGCGGAGCUGAAAGUCCCGGCGCGGCGCCGGUUGUUAUCAUUCCUGCCACUCCCGGCACAACACCGGGUACCACUCCAGGAGGAACACCUGGAACCACCACACCUGCAGCUUCCACUCCUGGUGCUGCCACGCCUGGUACUCCACUCACACCCGUCAUCUCCCACGCUCGCAAACAGAUGGUGCAGUUUGUGGACUUUAGAGAGAAUUUAGUGUAAAGUAAAGGAGAAGCUAACAUUUCCACUUCAGCUGUUCAGUAUUUAAAAGCGUUCUUGUAUUAACUAACUUGUUGGAGAAUUGUGAAAUCUUUUUAGGCAGUCAUAGAGUUCAUGUAUAAAAUAUUUAUCAUUUAUGCAGACAGAUUAUAUUACAGAAGAUAGGAAUGUAAACUGAUGGCUCUUCCAAUAUCUGGACAGUACACAGAUUUGUAAGAGUUAACCCUUAAAGGUGACCUAUUUUGGUUCCUCAGUCAGGUUAGGAUUGGUUGAUGGGGAUUUUCUUUGCACUAAAUAAUUUUAGAUUAUGACAUUUAGUCUGUUUUCAGAAUGAGAUGUUUUAGGGCCUUGUGUCACUUUAAAUCCAAAUAAUCUGCUGGCCACACCACCAGUUCAACGUUUACACUCACACGUGUAAAUGGCUAAAAACAGAUACAUAAUUUUACAACCGUACAUUCUUGAAAAGCAUUAGUAGAGCCUCCUCUACAACCAACAAGAAUGUAUCACAUAGUUUCUGGAUGGUAAAUCAUCAACUUUCUGCAGCCAUUGUACAGCUGACCAUUGUACAGCUGGUUUCACCACUGAAACCAGCUGACCAAACAUGCUGGCGCCCUACUUGGGUUGCUAAGUAACAGCGCAGUGCCCACUUAAAGUGAAUUAAUAUUCAGGAGGUUUUUGAAGCGGCUCAUUUUCCAGACACAAUAAAACUGUAGCUUGUUUCCACAAAACAGCUGGAUGUUUUUUUUUAAACAUUCAACUGUUUUUAGAAGCAGCAGAAACACAAAUAGAAGUACAAAACCUUGCAAAAUGUGGCAUUUGGGAGAUAAGUCACCUUUAAUUAACUCGUUGCAGAGUUAUGAGAUGUUUUUAGGUCAUCAUAGAGUUCGUCCAUGAAUUAUUUAUUCUGUCUGCUCUUUUGUGUAGACGGAUUAUAUUACAGGAAAUUAGAAUGUAAAAUGAUGGCAUUUCAAAUAUCUGUACAGAUAUUGUGAGAGUUACCGCUUGACACCUUAUUUGUUUGUUAGUGGUUUGGAAUCAUGUUAUCGCACUUACAUCUUCCAGCUGGUUGGAAUAUGGAUGGACUGUGAAAUUACUGUUAUUGAAGGAUCUCAGUAAUUUAAAUAAAAAGGGAAACUCAAAUUAUAAAGAUUCAUUGCACAGGAAGGGAUCAUAAUUGAUUACUUUCAUUAAUCUUGAUGAGAUGGAUUAGAAUUAAUGAUGAGCUCCAAACUUUCAUAAAUCUGAAUAUUAGAAAUGACUAGUAAAAAUAACCUUUAACAUGACAUUACAAGCAUACAGAAAGGGAUGUUGACUUGGUUUGGGCUCCUUCUACCACACUUUUUCCUUCCACUCAACAUUCCAUUGAUAUGACUGGAUUCAGAUGUCCAGAUACUUUCAAGGAAAUGGCUUUUACACUGUGAAGGAUAUCAAUGACUGAAAGAAACUGUAUGGUUUCUGUAUUGUAAAUACUAUUUAAAUUAUCCUUGGUAUUAGCAGCUUAAUUUUGAGUUAGCUGUCAGCAUUAUUUAUCGCUGAAUGCAAUACUUCACGGUAACAUGCAAGUCUCACUUUGUUGCAUUAAAUUACGCAUCAACAAAUGCUGCUUUCAAACGGACUAAUUAAAACUGAUGAUAGCCCAAAUAAUUAUUACAGAAGUCCACAUUGUCUUUAUUUGGAUGUUAAUUUAAAAAAUAUAUUAUAAUUUGUGAGCUAAUGUUGAAAACUUAAUUGUUAAUUGUUGAGGGAUUUCACUCAUUCUUGAAUCAGUUUCUCAGUGUUGCUGUUUACACACAAUUGUAACGUGAAAGGUCAGAGGUCACACUUUAAACAAAGGGAUCUGUUCAUAUUUUAUUUCCACUUUUGUCAAAUGAACAAAAAACAGAAAAUAUGCAUGUUCGCCGGACACAAUUUAAAAUACUUCUCGUGUUGUUGUUCACAGAAAACGCUGAGGUCAGUGUCUGUUAGAUUAUUAAGAAAUCACGUUUGUUUUUACUUUACUCCAGCCUUUCUCAUGUUCUUAAAAUAGUCCUGAUCAAUAUUUUAUGGUUUCUGAAGGUUUUUCUGCAGAAUGUUUUUGUUGCUUGUUAAGAUGCCAAGCUCUGAAUCAUUCAGGCAUGAAAAAGUUUUGAGCAAAAAUAUUUUUGCCUCAUAGUUGAUGGCAGUUUGUGACUAAAGAUCUGUUUUUGCUAAUUUCUAAACACAAAAUAAUUUGUUGUUCAAUCUGUUAUGCAAAUGUCUUAGUUCACUUUAAAUAAGACAAUAUGAACAAGUAACUCUUUAGCAUGAAAUUUUAGCUUGUUUAAAGUUAAAAAUUCCUUAGUAUUGAUUUUAAAAAGUACCAGAUCUACUGACAGAUUUUUUUACUUAAAAUUUGUACUUUUUUGCCAAUAUUAAGGAAAUAUUUGCUUAAAACAAACUCCUCCAUCUUGCUGGAAAGUUACUUUUGUUUAAUUUCAAGUCUAUUAAGAUAUUUGAAUUAGAAAUUAGACGUAAAGUGGUAGAAAUUGGUGCGUUUGCAGUGUGAGAUUUCCUUUUAUUAUCCUGCUGUUUUUUCAGAAACAAAUCUAAACAUGGUGAUCAUGAUGUUUUGACUGGCUGCUGGCUUGUUUUUUUCAGAAGUAGAGCUUAAUGACUCGGUGGAAACAUAAAUAAAUAAGUUAAGUAAGUUCUUGAACCAGUUAGGCACUGGUACCAGUAUGGUGAGAUGGGGCCUGAAAGAGACAGCAUCAACUGCCAAAACAAUAUAUUUAUUUUAUCUUGUCCUAGCUACUGUUUUUAUCUCUUCUAACACUUCUAGAAUAAACGUGCUUCUCCAUGAGUGUUCUGGUAAUUUAGUUUAAUUUUUGAAGUGAUCUCACUCUCGCUCUUAUCUUAUGUCAGGAAACCACAGAUAUGGACCACUUUACAUUUCAAAGCUGUGAACUGUUUCAAAGCAAAAUAAAAAAACAAAACAAAAUUGAGGUAAAGCAUAAGACUUUCACCUGAGUGUUGUUUAUUAUUACUUACAUUUUACUAAUGCAUAUUUCUAAAGUUUGACUCAGUUCCUUAUUAAAAUAUAAAUAAUUAGCCUGGAAUGAAAACCAUGUAACAGUAAAACAGAGAAUGUUACAGAGAAAUUACUACAAUAGUCAUAUUUAUGUGCUUGUUUGGUUUGUAAAAUUAAUCACCAAUUUUCACUCAAGACUAAGGUCAGAAAACCAGAUAUUAAGACAAGAAAUGGAAAAGUGGGGAAAGACAACAAAACAAAGCCAUAAUGCAUUGAAAGUAAAAGAAAAAGCAAAAUUAACAUAACUUAAGAAACAAUGACAAAAACUGAUUAAAUUAGAUUAAAAAGUAAGAAAGGUUCAAUCAAAAAAAUGGAAAAUGACCAAACUGAUGUUUUAUUCAUGUCGUCCAUGUUGUUUGUUGUGUUGCUUUUUCAUUGCACUGAUAUUAUAGCAAGCAUCGCAAUACAUCAGUGAUUUUGAACCUGUAAAAUAAAUGUGUGGUAUAUUUCAUAUGCAGGUAAACUGCUCUUGUUUGAAGACAUGAAAACAGAAAAUAAUAAAGACAUUAUAGAAGAAAGAAAGAGCUAAAGCUAACAUGCUUUAGCCAGAGCUGCUCCAUUACUUAAAACAAAUCCAUUCACAGCACCAUCCCUGCAUGGUUCUUUAAGAAGCAUAUAGGAAGAAAUGACAGUAUUUUGAAGAGACAUGCACAGUAUUGUAGCUAACAAUAAUUUAUAUGUAUGUAACAGCAAUAAGACAGCUUAUGCAAUGGGUAGGUUAGGGGUCAGAGUUAGGUCAAGAAUCAAAAUCAACAGCCCAACAUCCUUUAGACCCAGUUUUUUAGGUUUAACCUAACCCUAACCCCUGACCCAGCGUGACUGAGAAAAAUACACGCUCAUGCUUUACGCCAGAAACGCUUCGCCUUGUAGAAAUACUGUCAGCUGCCACACUUGCCUGCUUUUCUUUCUGUGCUCAAUAAAAAUAAGAAUGUUGUAAAAUAUUUUUGUUAGGUUUUUAUGUUUCCAAUUUAAAAAAUAAACAUUUGUGUGGCAUAUUUUAAAAGCAGAACUGUGUAAAGUGUAUCACUGAUGCAAAAACGUGUCUUUUUCUUUUUAUUUACAAACAAGCAUCACCUUAUUUGUGCAAGGCUUUACACAGGACCUCUGUGGUAGAAGUGACCCAUAAAGUGUGUUAUGGAUGUGGAAAAAAAAUAAAGACAUUUAUCAUGACA
Molecule: messenger RNA, 6557 nt
Organism: Poeciliopsis prolifica (blackstripe livebearer)
Lineage: Eukaryota; Metazoa; Chordata; Actinopteri; Cyprinodontiformes; Poeciliidae
Product: XK-related protein 5-like
Exons: 13
Coding region: 147-2342 (731 amino acids)
Biological process (GO): phosphatidylserine exposure on apoptotic cell surface; engulfment of apoptotic cell; apoptotic process involved in development
Cellular component (GO): plasma membrane
Source: RefSeq, a predicted model, not a curated record